Sphaeroforma arctica JP610 is the source of this 3607-nucleotide messenger RNA. RefSeq lists its product as hypothetical. Gene Ontology annotation, cellular component: Ski complex. The annotation marks the transcript as partial. Lineage: Eukaryota; Ichthyosporea; Ichthyophonida. Gene Ontology annotation, molecular function: protein binding. The record is from RefSeq and is a predicted model, not a curated record. The transcript has 19 exons.
AGAUGAUGAAACAAGACACGAAAUAGAGCAAAAACUGCUUCUCCAGCUGCGCACCCGAUAUAUCCGCUCCACCGCCGCAUCCGAUUACCUGGCGGCGCUUCAGUUUGCCUGUGACGUGUGGGAGGCUCUGUCACUUGUGCUACGUACGUCAACAGACAACACAGGACAUGCCGUGUUCGUACUUGAGAAUAUCUGUGAGCUGCUGGAAGAAGACGCGCAUGUGCCCUAUUCAAUAGAGCAGAAGUAUGUCAUAAUCGGCGCCUGUUCAUCGACGCUGGCGGAGAUUGACCCGAAACACGGCCUGUCAAACUUAUACUUAGCCACCGCGCAGGCCGAGGGGCCCGACACGGCUGAGAGGUCGCUUGUACCUGAUUACGAUAUCAAACUGCUAUCUGAGGGUGUUGAUAGGUACCCGCACUAUGUGACGGGCUGGGUACUGCUGGUACUACGCCUCACUCGUGCGCGUAACCAUCAGAGAGCGCUAGAGCUCGCGCGACAGGGAGCCAACUAUCUUCUCAGCGGCGGUAAGAAGGCGCGGAGACAGGGACGCGACGCCGCGCUGUAUUUCGCGCAGAGUGAGCGCGUGGCCGUGUUGGGUGGGCGGUGGAAUGAACUGCGCACCUGCACGGCGCGGGUGUUGCUGGCGAUGGGCGACAGCCACACUGAGGAGGCGAUGCACAUGCUGGAAGGUGUUGUGAGUGAUCUGAGUGCUCGGGCUGGCGGCGCAGAGGGUUGCGAUGGGAGCGUUGAGGGGCUACUACACAGUGAAGUAGGUGCACAUGUGCAAUUGGCGCGGUGCGCGACCCUGCGAGCGCUGUGGGACAGGGCCGUGAGCCAUCUAGAGCGUGCACUGAGCCUAUGCACCAAAGUGUGUGCGGAAAGUACCAGUGCCCACGCUAACCCCGACGCCAGCAUGCUGUGGCGUCUAGCACGUGCGAGUGUUGAGAGCGAAUUGGGCUGGGUGUGGCAAUUCCAACAGGACUACUGCAAGGCGGUGGGCCACUACGCACACGCCAUGGGGCUAUACAAGACCGCGCUGGAUGGGUUGAAGACCGGUGACACACCGACACUCCCCUCGGCCAACACAGACACCAAAGAGCCGGCACAGAACAUCCGCGUUACGCAACUGCUCACCAACCUCUACGGUCUGUGUGAGGGGCGGCUGGGGAUGGCCCUCUUAGAUAUGAGUGACACAGACUUUGGCGACAGUUCGAUGCAAUCCGAUGCCGUCGCGUCGGUGCUGGUGACUGGUCAGGACAAGAGUGCGGCGUGCUCGCGACAUCUGUUGCAGGCGGCCAAGCUCACCGCUGCGAAGCCGUAUGCGGAUAUAUACACCUACCUGGGAAACUACUAUCUUGGCCUCGGGCCCAGUACGCAUGCACGGGGUGUGAAAUGCUAUGCGAAGGCGACUUCGGUCGCGCUUUCUGCCUACCCUUUCGAAGCCCCGCCCUAUUCUGAGGCGAUUUGGGGCUCGAUGUUGUCCUAUUCGAGCAGUUUUGGACUCGCGCAGACCGUCCAGCUGGCCAAAACACUGAGUGAUCUGUACUUGUCGGAGAGGAGACUGGUGGAUGCUUAUAAUCUGCAUGUGCGCCUCACAACAGUAUCCGUCACAGGUUCAGUCGAAGAUGAGAUGCUCAGACACCGCGUGCCGUGGGCGUGGUUUCGGUCAGGGAUAUACUGCAGCAGCACAGGGCAAUACCAACAAGCAAUCGAGUACUUUCAGACGGGCCUGCGCGCAGAAAAGAACAAUGUGGAGGCCUGGGAGAACCUUGGGGAGUGCUACCUACAUCUGGGUCAGUUUGUUGCCGCACAGAAGGCGUUGACGAAGGCUGUGAGUUCGUAUGAAGAGCUUCAGCUGGAAUGCCCAGAGCAGGCGGCAUUGUGCUGUAUUUCCUAUUGUCGGGCGCGAUUGGGCGAAGUGUAUCGCAUAUUGUCCUUCUUUCCUGAAGCGUUUGCCGCCUACGCCGACAGCCUGCGGGACGAUCCCAUGAACCCCUCGGGGCUGUUGGGCUUAGCUCAGACCUAUCUGUCGUAUGCAUUCACACUGUGGGGCGAGAGUCGAGGCGGUGCUGCGGUUGCCGAGGCCACAAAGGGUCUCUCGUUGCUACUGGACGCACACCACUGUGCCGGCUUGGCUAUGCACAUGUCGUAUUGGAAGAUGGUAGGUGAUCUGUGCAUGUUCUUUCACAUCUCAUCCGCAUCGAGCGAAUCCGUCUUCAGCACUACACUCUGCCCCCUUGUCGAGAUCGCUGAGACUCUGUUCCAAGCUUUCCAUUCAGACGCGGCCACAGGUGUAAAAGCCAUGCUGGGACUGGCAGCGUAUUCCUACCAACGCGCUGGAGAGGUCGUGGAAGCAGGUGAAGGUGCGACCUCGGGCGAGGGGGUGUUGCUGAGGGCUCGGCUGGAAGGCGACCUGGCGGUAGUGUUGGGUCUGCUCAAACGGUUCGAGGAAGCCAUCUCAGCAGCCACACGGGCCGUCACAGUGGAUCAAACUAUCCCCCAUUCCUGGCGUGUGUUAGGCUAUUUGUGUGCUGACUCAAAGAAGCAGUCCAAUGCCGCUCUUGGCCAACACGCAUUUGUCAUUGCACUACAACUCCAACCACAACACGCGCCAACUUGGACCAAUCUUGGACUGCUGUAUCUGGCGUACGAUAACUUCAAACUGGCACUGAAGUGUUUCUCGCGUGCCCAAACCUGCGACCCGGCCUUUGCACCGGCGUGGGCGGGACAGGCCUUCAUCGCUACGUCAUUGGGUGACCACGUGGGCAUUGAACUGUACCACCACUCUGCGGAGAUGGAUGAGCCUGUGCCGGAGGGUCUGCUCGGCUUUGCACAGAACACAUACCAUGACUUCAAGAAACGCGCUGCGCCCAACCAAUCCAUAAGCCAGUUCUAUCUUGCUCAGACCCUCGACGCUCGCCCCGUUGAGUUGUUGAAGGUGGCCAUGCUGUCGUUAGAGCGCUCUACGGUCAAGUUCCCCACGGACGAAUGGGCAUGGAACACCCUGGGCGUCAUUCGCGAGCUGCUUGGCCUGAAUAUCGGUGCGAAGGCGGCGCUGAGCACAUCGCUCGACCUGCUGCUGUCAUCCGCUGACGCUGUGACGCAACCCGCGCGUGUCAGUAUGGUGGCGUCCAACCUUGCACGCGCCCUAUGUAGCACACAGCAAUACGAGCAGGCACUGGACGUCUACGCUAAGUACACUCCAGGAACAGCCGAUCUGUUCUGUGCUCUUGGGAUGGGAAGAGCUUAUUACCAAACUGGUCGCAUGUCUGACGCCCAUCAAGCUUAUACGGCGGCUCUGGCUAUCGCCAAUGACAAAGGAGAUACGGCCACUGCUUCAGACAUUCAGAUUGCCAUUGGGCUGACGGCCUACGCGUCCGGUGAUAUCGCGGCGUGCAAAAGUGCUGUCUUCGCGUCGCUACAUCUCGCACCACAUUCGGCGAAUAGCAUUGCCACAUUGGGUGCACUUGGGCUGCUACAGUCUGAUCUGCAGUUGGUGGGGGCUGCUCUAGAUGAGGAGAAGAAACUCCCCUUUGACAAGCGACACAAUUCAAAUAUAGCAUACGAUUUCUCACUCAUCCGCUCGUGCUGGUGGUUGCUUCAGGUU